GAUUUUACAGUCGGAUUUAUCCAAGAUGAUCCCUCGGCAACGGGCAGACACAAUUUUACACACAAACUGAGGCCGAUUCACAUUUACUCACUACCUUUCUGGGCAACUUGACUUGAAUCUCUCUAACUGAAAAAUGAUACGAACCUUCAGUCACCGACCGGAUUGAUGUUGACCGAAGAUGAAAAGAAUCAGAUUCAUUAAAAUUUACUGUUCUCGUGAGUACGAAUCUGAUAAGCCGCAUAAUUACCAAAUUCAGACAAAGGGAUCAGUAAUAUGACGAGUCCGAUACUACAAGGAUAUUUUGGAGGAGCAUUCCGUUUUUAUGUUCACAAAUUUUCUCUCAUUUGGUCUUCAAUGAGACCCAUAAGUAACCGAAACGAAUUAUUUGUUAAAAAUAAAGCUACUCAAAUCGAUAGUAACGAGCGAACAGUUUCGGUCGCUUUAGUUGGAGGUGGAAACACGCCAACUUAUACCGCACUGUUUCUAAAACAGGAACCAAUUAUAAAAGUUGUGCGCGUAGCUGAUGUUGGUAAUAAAUCUGCAGCGGGCCAUUCGCUAGAUGCAAACCAUAUUGACACAUCCCCAAAAAUAAAGUACUUCAAUAAAAAGAAUAUGAUAGAAGGAAUUGAAGAGGUUGAUAUAAUCGGGGUGAUGGAUGAGGAGGAUUUCACUCUGGGAAAAGCGAGUUCACACGGUCAGUUCUUAGCCGGUUCUCAAUAUGUUAAAGGUGUGGCUGAAAAAAUGGUGAAGACCUGUCCAACAGCACUGGUUGUCAUUUUUGCGCACCCCGUUACGGCUAUGACGCCCUUGGUUUCUGAAGUCUACAAAUCUGCUGGCUGGUGGCAUCCUGAUCGUAUCAUCGGUUCGUUAGCCAUUGAUUCCAUGCGGAUUCGCGCCAUGGCUGCAGAUCUAUUUUAUCUGAAUCCAGCGUACAUUCAUGUACCAAUAGUUGGAGGGGCAGAUGCAUGUACAAUUGUUCCUCUUUUAUCACUGGCUAGACCUGCCAAUCAAUUCUCCAAAGAGCAACAACACUCACUCAUCAGGUGCCUUCGAGCUGCAGACAACGAAUUAGCAAGCUUUAAUGAAAAUUGUGGCAGUUGGGGCAGGGAAGCCGGUCCUAAAUUGUCUUUGGCGACAGCAGCAUCAAAGUUUAUUAUUACAUUGGCCCGAGGGUAUUGCGGUUUCAGAAACUCCAUUGCAUCCGCCUUCGUUCGAUCCAACGUUUUAACUGCCAGCCAAUUUUUUGCUACGGAACUGCAAUUCGGACCUGGAGGGGUUCAAAAAAACUUUGGACUUCCCAAAGUUUCCAACAUAGAAGUUGACCUGAUAGAACAAGCCAUUCCCUUGAUCAAUGCCAACGUCGAUCUGGGUGUAAACUUCAUAAAGGAAAAUUGUAAAACUUAAACAAUUAUUUUGAGAUUUAAAAUGAAUUAAAACACGUCGCGUUCAUCUUGUGAUCCCACAAAAUUCAAAUGCUGGAUGCUCUCUGGCGCCGGAAGCGCUGACUAAAUCAAACUGAAUGGAUCUCCGAAUGCGCAACACUCUUUUCGCCAGUCGAUUCAUGCCUCUCGUGCAACGUGGACGAAUGUGAAUCGGUGUGCUGUAAUUGAUGUUUCAAAAUCAAAAUCAGAAUGUCAAAUAGCAAGCGUGGCGGCGAUUCUGAUAUUUUAAAAAAUGUCUAAAGUUCACUUGACCUAUUCCGGUGUUCAGAUAACUAUUCUGAGAUGAUUACGAGGUGUGAAAUUAACCCAGAUUACAGCUAUUCCCAAUCUGAAUCCGAAUAAACAGCCCGGCAGCUAAACGGCGUGUCUCUUCGUGCAUGUCAUCGCAGCCUUUGAGGCCUCCCGUUUCCACCGAGCUAUAAAUACAAAAUUAAGAGACAUUUAAAUUUGGACGCGUUAAGUAUCUGCCCGUUGCCGGCGAAAACAGGCCAUAGGCAACACCAGACCGCAGCUGAACUACAGCCCCGACUUCCUAAUCUAUUUUAAACCGCGCAAUCACUCUUUUCAUACUGACGUGUUUGCAUGCGAGUCGUUCCGAGUCAUAACUUUUCAACGUUGUUUGUAACUUCGCUUUAAAAUUUAAAGCUGUCAAGAUUUAAUUUCUUAAUAUCAAAGCACGUAAGGUUGAUUCAGCAGGAUUUACAUCGGUCAACAAUAACGCUGACAAAUACACGAUGGGGUUACUAUUUUCCAGAUUUCGA
Athalia rosae (coleseed sawfly) is the source of this 2203-nucleotide messenger RNA. RefSeq names its product malate dehydrogenase, mitochondrial-like. The coding region runs from base 274 to 1404 and encodes 376 amino acids. The transcript has 4 exons. The record is from RefSeq and is a predicted model, not a curated record. Gene Ontology annotation, molecular function: L-malate dehydrogenase (NAD+) activity. Gene Ontology annotation, biological process: tricarboxylic acid cycle. Gene Ontology annotation, cellular component: cytoplasm; mitochondrion. NCBI's taxonomy places the organism in Eukaryota, Metazoa, Arthropoda, Insecta, Hymenoptera, Athaliidae.